ACCCGCCUGCCAGUGUUCCGAAGGGGAGGGCGACUCUCUCUGGAGCCCGCCCCUGAGCCUCGGCGGGUGGCCUGGGCGCUCGGGACGUGGUUCGCUGCGGUUUCUGCCUAACUGCGGCUGCUGGGCGAGAGUCCGAGCGGUAGCCAAAGACCCCGGCAGGAUGCCUAUGCAUUUCGUCUUCUCCAAUGAGGUGGAGCUCCUCUUUGAUUUCUGGAGGGUCCACAGUCCAGCCGGCAUGGCCGUUUCUGUGCUGGUGGUCCUCCUCCUGGCCGUGUUGUACGAAAGCAUCAAAGUUGGCAAAGUAAAGUUGUUCCACUGGUCCCUGCUGCACUUGCCCCCAAACCACAGCCAGCCACUGACGGAGUGCACGGACCAGGAGUCCACAAACUCUGCAGCAGCCCAGACGGACGGUGACCGAACCAGGUGGUUCCUGAGUCACCUGGGCCAGUCUCUGAUACACGUGGUCCAGGUGGUGGUUGGCUACUUUGUGAUGCUGGCUGUGAUGUCCUACAACACCUGGAUAUUCCUCGGCGUGAUCCUGGGCUCGGCCAUCGGUUACUACUUGGCCUACCCCCUCCUGAGUGUGGGCUAGGGGGCAGGCUGCCUCCGGGGCCGCUCAGCACCUUGGAGAGCGCCCUCUCCUGUGCUUAUCGAGAACCCCCCCCCCCAACUCAGAAGCAGGCCCUUCUCCACAGCUGCUCCCCCCUCAGCUCUCUUGUGUGGCCUCUGAGUGGAGGAACAGGGGCUGCAGGCUCCUCCCCAGGGCAGCCACCAGCGGGGCUCCUUGGGAGAGGGGAGACAGCAGAUGUCCAUUAUGCAGUCUGCUCUUGGAUUUCCUGACUUGGAGAAGGCAGGCCAACCAUUGGAAAAGGGAUUGGGGGAGGGGCAGUGCUCUAGACAUGCUCUCCUUCUCUAUAUUGUGCCUUAGUUCCCAUGGAACAAGCCAUGCAGGGUUAAUUGCUCUCCUCUUCCCCUAUCUAUGGGAGAAGGGGCCAUGUCAGCUUUUCAAACUCACCUCCCUGCCUUAGGAAUGCUAGGAAAUUGUGUGUGUGUGUGUGUGUGUGUGUGUGUGUGUG
Messenger RNA from Antechinus flavipes (yellow-footed antechinus), 1076 nucleotides. It is a transcript of the gene SLC31A2, whose product is annotated as solute carrier family 31 member 2. The coding region runs from base 161 to 592 and encodes 143 amino acids. The transcript has 4 exons. Gene Ontology annotation, cellular component: membrane. The record is from RefSeq and is a predicted model, not a curated record. Gene Ontology annotation, molecular function: copper ion transmembrane transporter activity. Lineage: Eukaryota; Metazoa; Chordata; Mammalia; Dasyuromorphia; Dasyuridae. Gene Ontology annotation, biological process: copper ion transmembrane transport.